Messenger RNA from Suillus subaureus, 1637 nucleotides. RefSeq lists its product as uncharacterized. Bases 1 to 1614 code for a protein of 537 amino acids. NCBI's taxonomy places the organism in Eukaryota, Fungi, Basidiomycota, Agaricomycetes, Boletales, Suillaceae. The transcript is spliced from 4 exons. The record is from RefSeq and is a predicted model, not a curated record.
AUGGCAGCUUCUUCCAAACCGACAGACGAAAGUUUUCAUCCAUAUGACGCACUUCCGAAUCACCAGGACUUUGACCGGAUGAUAUCUAAUGCUGUUGAUACUAGAACCGAUUUCUACGACCCCGGUCUGACGAGUCGUAGAUAUGCCCUUGUCGGAGUGGCAUGCUCAACUAUCUUCAGCUGCUCAUGCAUCGUUGCAGGCAUCAUCACGUUAGCUGAUUACGGAGUCUUAGGAGUUACUAACGUGUUCGUGACCAGCACGACGGAUUAUGUUGCAUAUCCGAUUCAGAUGCCCCUACAGGGGGAGCUAUUGGUCCUGGUACUCAAUUUAAUCAUCACGUUAUGCACUGAGUCCCUAGGCUCCAUACACGGCAUCUCAUUGCGCUCUGCGCUAGCCUCCGAGUCUCGGCUUCGUUUCAACACCAAUCUGCGCCUUCUGACCGCAACUCGUGGAUGGUAUAAACCUAAUGGCACCCUGCUUAAUGGUAUAUGGGCUGUCCUCCUCAUAAUAUGCUAUAGCUCGACCUCAUUCAUCGCAUGUCCCUCCUUUCAAACGACGCUACAAACAGUCGAUAAGGGUGUUGCCUUCGCCGGGUUACCUGUCCUCGUUUUGGGUGUCGCACUCCUUCUCCAGGUGAUGAUCGCAUUGUUGGGGAUGCGGUGUGUCAAAAUACUGACGUGGAGCUCCUCACCUUUCGACUUGACCGCCGCACUACUUCAUCACACGCAAUUGACCCCUACCACUUUACGAUGCAUGCGUUCUGUGUCCAACCCAGACAAGUACGGAGGUCCAGCGAAGCCAUCAAAGAUACAGUCCUCUGCGUGGCAUGCUCACCCUAGCGUCCAGAAAGUUGUCGUUUUUCUUUGGGUGAUCGUUGCAGCAUGCGCUGGAUGGGCUGCACUUGUCAUGUAUAUCUGGGACAAGUUGCAGCACUCCGACACGCAAAUAAUGAACGCUUUCGGCAGUGCUCUUACCCUACAAACGUGGUCGUUCUUCCCAAACGAACAAUCCAGUUACAUUCGCUACAUGUCGUCGGGUAUUUUUCUGUUCUCAUGGGUCAACAUGGCAAUUAUCCAAGCGCCACUGACACUUGGGCUGCAUUGCUCGGAGCUCAUCGCAAAUGUCAUUCGAGAUGAAAGACAGUGGAGAUUCGCUACUGGAAGGAAAGGACUCCAGACGGUGACGAACCCGAUGAAGGCCAUUUUCACUCAUCCGAUUUGUCUCAUACUUUUCGUCGCGAAGCCUUUCCUGCACUGGAUUUUUGGGCUUGCGUUCAACUUAAGCGCCACCGCCGUUGAUGGACGGCUGAUGAUAUUUAUGGCGUCCAUGUACACUGGCCAGAUCUGGAACUUAUGCAUAGCGCUGUUCAUAUUUUCCUGUUUCUUCACUUUCGUCGCACUGCGCCGACCGCGCGGUCCCCAGCCGGCUGCAUAUGGUCACCUCCAGACGCUCGCCAACCUCGUGGACGAGUGGUCACCUGUGAUGUGGUGGGGACACAAGGAGGACGGGAUUCCGUACUGUCAUGCUGGGACGAGCGAUCACCCGCUAUCGGAUGUGAAGAUGGACUGCGUUUAUGCUGGUUGUGGUGCUGGGUCUCUGGUACCCCUCUCGUGAGAGGUACUUGCUUUGCUUUUCAA